Messenger RNA from Monoraphidium neglectum, 1578 nucleotides. RefSeq lists its product as hypothetical. The transcript is spliced from 3 exons. Gene Ontology annotation, molecular function: starch binding. The coding region runs from base 1 to 1578 and encodes 525 amino acids. The record is from RefSeq and is a predicted model, not a curated record. NCBI's taxonomy places the organism in Eukaryota, Viridiplantae, Chlorophyta, Chlorophyceae, Sphaeropleales, Selenastraceae. Gene Ontology annotation, cellular component: membrane.
AUGUCGAUGCCGGCGCUCUCCGCCUCGCUGGCGUCGUCUGAUGUCGCGCCUGCCCUCACAAGGGUGCUUGUCUCAGAGCAACCGCCGCCGCGGCCGGCGCCGCCAGCGACGACGUCACCAGGCAGCCCAACUACGGUGGAGGUCACCUUCUGCGUGCAGUAUUGCGCUGCCGCCGCAGCCGCUGUCCACGUCUGCGGCGACGACGUCGCCCUGGGUGCCUGGCUGCCCGGAGGCGCGCUGCGUAUGCAGUGGAGCCAAGGGGACGUCUGGUCCGCCACCGUCGAGCUGCCUGCAGGCUCCACCCUGGAGUACAAGUACGUGGUGCUGGACCCCUGCGGCCGCCCCCUGCGCUGGCAGGAGGGCCCCAACCUCGCCCUCACCCUGCCCGCCGCGCCCACCCGCUGCGCUGUUGAGACCGUGGACUCGUGGUGCCAGCGCCUGCAGCUGCGGCGCAGCCACGAGGCCGGCGCGCGGCAGCCGCCGCGGCUGGGCGUGUGGGAGCUGUGCGGCGGCGGCGACGGCGUCGGCGUCAACGCGGUCGGCGCGGCCAGCAACAACGUGGUCGCGUUCCAGCGCGCACGCGACGGCCGCACGCUGGCGAGCAGCAUGGGCGUCCCGCUCGAGCAGCAGCAGCAGCAGCAGCAGCAGCAGCAGCAGCAGCAGCCGUCCUCCUACGGCGGCCGCCCCAGCGCCGUGCCCCCGCCGCUGCCAGUGUUGCAGCACGAGCUCGAGGCCGCGCUGCAGGCCGCCCUCAGCGCCCGCGAUCUCGCGCCCCCCGGCCGCGGCCGCGGCCUCUCCGCGCCCGGCCGGGCCGCCGCCGCCGAGGCGCUCGGCGCGGCGGUCGAGGGGCUGCGGCACCUGCAGUCGCGUGUGCUGCAUGAGGGGGGUGGCGGCUCGCCGCCCGCGGGGGAUGUCGCGCGCCUCAAGGUGGCCUUCUCGCCCUCCGCCCCCGCGGUCUGCGACGACGACGCCGAGCUUGGGCUCCUCGCCGCCGCGGACGACGCCGCUGCUGCCGCAGCCGCGCUGGCCGCGCUCGACGCGCCCGUCCUGGGCGUGGGCGCGCGCCGCGCUCACAGCGGCGCCGCGCCGCCGCCUCUUCCGGCGGCUGCGCCUGCCACCGGCUACGACGCUUCCUAUGAGCAGGGUUGCGCUGCCGCCGCCGCGGCCGCAGCCGCCGAGUCUGACGCGGAGGGCGUGGGCCCGCUGGUGGCAGCGCUGCUGAGUGACGACUGUGCGCUGUGCUGCGAGUACCUGCAUGACGCGAUCUGCAGCGGCAGCAGCGGCGAGUGGGCGGGGGCGGAGGGGCCUGACGCAGACCUCGUCGCGUGGGCUGUGGCGGACCAGGAGCGGCAGCAGCAGCUGCAGCAGCAGCAGCAGCAGCAGAAGGAGCGGCAGCUAAAGUCGGCCGCGGCGCUGGCCGACAUGAAGGCGCGCGUGGUGUCUGCGCUGCACACUGCUCUCGAGCGCUCCGACGCGCUCAGCGUGCGCCACAGCGACCCGGCGCACCCAGCGUUACUGCGCGCGGACCGACGCGUCGCGGCCGCCAAGUGGGCUGCCACUGCUCAGGACCCACAGUAG